Molecule: messenger RNA, 161 nt
Organism: Perkinsus marinus ATCC 50983
Lineage: Eukaryota; Perkinsozoa; Perkinsida; Perkinsidae
Exons: 2
Source: RefSeq, a predicted model, not a curated record
CUUGUUGAUGCUGAUGACUGGGAAGGGUCUUGUCCGAAAUGUGGCGUGCCUUGGGACCCGAACGAUUCUGGGCAACUGAUAGGCUGCGACCAGGUUGGUUGUUGUGACGAGUGGUACCAUAUGGCAUGUGUUGGUUUGAUAUCAGCACCGGAGGGGAAAUG